AUGACAAUACAAGCAUCUAAUUUCGAAAUUAGGACGGACGUAGUAGGACUAGCUACAAGGAUAGCGAGCGAUGAACCGUUGGUAACUCCAAAAAUAUUGCCUCAACUUGAAGCGGUUUUGCGUAAACUCAAAGACAAAUCAUCAGACAACUGGGACAGCGUUCGAGGGCAGUUUUCUGUCGACAAGUCUCUGAGCGGCGGUCACUUAUUGCCAAUUACAAACGUAUCAAUCGACAAACACGGAGACAUGUGAGUAUUCAAUUGAUGAACCACUUAAAAACUAAUGGAUCGGUGAUAUUCUGAACGAAUAUUUAGCGUGGUCCCAAAAAUCAACUUUAAUUAUUAUAUAAUUAUUCGAUUUAAAAGUAAAUAUGUGCUAAUGGCCCAUCGAGUUUAAUAUACUCAUACUCAUAAGUCUGCCCCCCCCCCCCAAAGAAAAAAGGAAUAGUUCUUUUGUAAUAGGCCUUGCCAAAUGUCCAUUACCAAUAAUCAAUAUAUGACUAAUGCGUGUGCGUGAAUAAUUUUUUAAAACGCACAAAGAUGCGCCACCGGAAGCUACGAUCGGACAUGCAAGAUUUGGAACACGAGGACGGGCACAAUGAACGUGACGUUGGCGGGACACGAGGACGCCGUGUACACCAUGUCAUUGGCCAUCCCUGAAAGGCUAGUUCCGUUUGCACACAUUAGGUUGAACGAGGUCGGGUAAAGCAUUACCCAACCUGACCUAACCUGACGGUAUAUGAAGUUAACCGUCUGAACACAAUUUUUCUAGAGUGCUGACCGGAUCGUUUGACAAGACUGCGCGUUGGUGGUCACUACGGGAAGACGACGGCGGAGAGUGCUUGUGUGUGAUGCGUGGACACACGGCCCAAAUUGUCGCCGUGGAUGUUACCAGACCCGGACAGAUGGUAGCCACGUCGUCCAUUGACCGAACUACCAGACUGUUUAGCGCCGCAACGGGUAUGUCAAGAUAUUAUUAUUUGUAAAUCUGCGGCAUUAAUCAUGAUGGUAAAUAGGCUCAAAUAGGGAUUAAACUAAAUCCAAAAAUAGUGGAACACUCAAACUUCAGUUUUAUUUCAAAUUGGUAAAAAUCUCUAUAGAGUUGGGGGAAAGGGUGGAUUUAUUUUUUGUCUAGAUAAAAUUGAUACUUAGAUCCUGGAAAUUACAUAGGUAGGUACCUAUUUAUUUCUUUAUUUAUUCAAAUAUACUGAUAGACAGUCCUAUUACAAAUUAGCAAAAUCUAAGUUAACUAUAAAGUUGAUAUAACAGAAAUACAAAUAAAGGAAAAAAGUUUAAGAUAAAGACUGCCAAGUAUAUUCAAAAAUACAUUUAUUACCUGUUGUUAUUAAAAAGUUAACCGGCGAGUUGAAUAUAUAAUAAUAUAAUAUAUAUUUUUUAUUGGUAAAAAACUGAUAGAAAGGUUUUAGAUUUCUUAUAUUUAGGGAAUUAAUUUUAAAGUGAAUAAGAGAGGGCAUUUCAGGUCAAUCAAUAGUCCUUAGUACUAAAUUAUCUAGGAAUCAUGAACGCAGGGAUGAACACCUGUUAAUAAGUGGAGAUAAAGUAAAAAAGUUAAGAACAUUUUGGUAUGACCAGUGGGUUGAUCUAAGAAUGUUAAAUUUGAAGGAUACAAAGUGUAAAAAACUUAUUCUGCAGAUUCUUGUUGUUUAAAAACAAAAUAUUCUCAGGACAAAAUUUGGCUACGCUAAGUGAACAUACCGGAGAAGUGGUAGCCAAUCAGUUUGACAAUAGUGGAUCAACUGUGAUUACCGGAUCUUUUGACAGUACUGUGAAAAUUUGGGAUACUCGAACUGCUAGGUAAGUAGGUGGUGGAUUAACGAUUCUUGAAUAAUUCAACGAAUAUUAUUCGUUUAGAUGUAUUGCUACAUUAUUUGGUCAUACGGCAGAAUUGAGUGUUUGUUGCUACGAUUUUGGUUGUCAUAUGAUUGCCAGUGGUUCGUUGGACUGUACAGCCAAAUUGUGGGAUGUACGAAGAACUGAUUGUUGUCGAGAUACUAUUGGUGGCCAUACAGACGAGGUUCUGAAAUUCAACCUUGUAUUAUUAGUAUUAUAAAAUCAAGACAUUUAGAUAUCAUAAUAAUGUGUUUUAACAUGUUUUAGGUUCUGGAUGUUAGUUUUGAUUCAGUUGGUCGUCGAUUAGCCACAGCAAGUAGUGAUAAUAGUGCAUGUAUCUGGGACGUUAACAGUGGUGACUUGAUUACCGCAAUGAUUGGACAUACUGAUGAAGUGUCUAAAGUAUUUAACUAAAUAUAAUUAAAAAGAGAUAAUUGCAUGCUAUAAUUUUAGGUGGUUUGGGAACCAGCUGGACAUCACUUGCUUACCACAUCACAAGAUCAUAUCUCUAUGUUUUGGAACACAGAAACUGGAGAAUGUUUACAAGAACUAAAGGGGCAUAAAGAUCAUGUUUUCUCAGCUGAAAUAAGCUAUUUAGGAGAUACAAUUUUGACUGCUUCUAAAGAUAACACUUGUGUUAUCUGGCGACAAUCCAAUUCAAAAAUAAAUUGA
Cinara cedri is the source of this 2522-nucleotide messenger RNA. Lineage: Eukaryota; Metazoa; Arthropoda; Insecta; Hemiptera; Aphididae. The record is from the annotation of a GenBank genome assembly.